AUGCAAGAUUUACCACCAGUAGGCGGCUACGACCCUAUCCAAUGGAAAAGAAACUUGCCAUCCCGUGGUUUCUCAGGCACAACAUACUUUUUUGGAAUUCUAGCCGUCAUGUCAUUUGGUUUCUACCGUUACUACCAAGGAGUCAAUGAGCAGCGUGAGUUGACCAGGGAAAAGAAGUGGGCGAGAUUCCAUUUAGAGCCUUUGCUUUUGGCUGAAGAGGAUAGAAAUAUCGCCAGACGUUAUUUCGCUGAGGAGGAGAGGCAGAAGUUGAUUAAGGAAAGUGCCACUAGUGACGAAGUUAAGCAACGCUUGGAUGAGGAGUUGUACCAUGAUAAGAGUAAGUUUAGAUUCCCAAGAUAUGUUCCGGGUCUUAAUCCAAAGGAUGUAUAG
Molecule: messenger RNA, 390 nt
Organism: Lodderomyces theae
Lineage: Eukaryota; Fungi; Ascomycota; Pichiomycetes; Serinales; Debaryomycetaceae
Exons: 1
Coding region: 1-390 (129 amino acids)
Source: RefSeq, a predicted model, not a curated record